AUGAGGCUCAUCCAUACCAAAUCACUGAAGCUCCGCGAGUUUAGUAGGUCCAUCCCACCGUACGCUAUUCUUUCGCAUACCUGGGGCACCCAGGAAGUCACCUUCCAGGAGCUCAAGAACAGGCCCACCCGAAAACGAAACAGGGAAAAACGAAAUAGGGACAACGGGGGCAUGGCUAAGAUCUUGGCUACCUGCCGACAAGCACGGCGCCAAGGCUUUGAGUACGUCUGGAUAGACUCGUGUUGUAUUGACAAGAGCAGCAGCACGGAGCUGAGCGAGGCAAUUAGUUCUAUGUUCAAAUGGUACCAGAACGCCCAUGUCUGUUAUGCUUACUUGGAGGAUGUCUCAGUUGGGAAAUCCAUGUCAGUAGCAAAGCCCAUAUCAGUUGGAGAAUCUAGACCUUCUGGCUGGACCUUAGGCGCGCCACCUGUUGUUUCAACGACAACAGGCACCGUUGGAUUGGGCAGCAGUCGAUGGUUCACCCGAGGUUGGACGCUACAAGAACUCAUCGCCCCGAAGAAGGUAGAGUUUUAUGAUACGGAGUGGAACUACAUUGGGGAGAAGCAUGAGAUGGCCUCGGAGAUCCGAGACAUCACAGGGAUUGACAAAUUCGUCAUCCAAGGAAGUCCUCUUGAGCAAGUCAGUGUUGCAAAGAAGAUGAGCUGGGCUGCCCAUCGAGAAACAAGGCGAAAAGAAGACAUCGCUUAUUGCCUAUUCGGCAUCUUUGGCGUGAAUAUGCCCCUCGUAUACGGGGAAGGCUCCAAGGCAUUUUUGCGUUUGCAGGAAGAAAUCCUGCGUAGAUCGGAUGAUCAGACUAUCUUCGCUUGGCGUUCCUUGGAGUCACAAAAGUCCAGAGAGGUCCGUGGACUCUUUGCAAGUUCUCCUCGCGAAUUUAGCAAUUUCUAUGACGGGCUCCCGAAUGAAUCAAACAUAAGAGGCGAGUCGAGUACACCGUCUACCACCGAUCAUUUAGUGAGGUGCUGUUUUGGUGGAGACCCUCGGAGAGCUGCGGGAAUAUAUCUCCAGCGUCAAGACAAUGACCGAUACGCCCGAAUUCGCCCACAUGAGAUCGCAGCGUUGGAACGAGAGGGCCGGCAUGUCAGGGACAUCACUCUAUACGGACUUACUCGUACUGAUGAAAUCCGUGGGCACCACUAUUAUCAGCCAUGGACAUCAUCCUACCAGAUUCGAAUGGAGCUUAUGGAUAGUUUCAAAGCUGAAGAUGUCGAAAUAACUAGAAAGCGCUAUGAAGAUUCGUUCUAUAUGAAGAAAGCUGCAAUCAAGCCUCGAACCUUGUUUGGAAAAUAUACGCUCCAUGGGUUUUUGAUGACCGAUUCACGCGGCCUGCUGCGGUUCUUCUCUUUCGAUCCUACAGCUCGUCGUUUGGAUCUGGUAUUGAAAACGUACACUGAUUAUCGAAUUGUUCUUGUUUAUCGAGAUUUCAAUGGUACUGGCCUAGUGCUGGUUGCUUUGGGUCAAAGAAACGGCCAACAUUGGAUGGAUGCGGUGUUCUUGACUGAGAAGAAUGUGAAAGAGGACAGUUCGAGUCUUCUCAAUGCCAUGACUACGCCUUCAUCGCACAGCUCAAAGUCCAAGGAGCUACUCAUUGAUGAUAUACAUGGACAACUUCGACUUUGUUUCGGAUUGAAAACCGUCGAAGUAGAAGGCAUUGCGAUGUCAAAACUGCAAAUCAUGGGGCCAUGGCCAGCGUCAUUUUUGAAAUAUACCCUUCAUUAUUACCGUUAUUCCUUGAUCGGAUUGGUGAUUUGGGGCGCUACUGUCCUUGGGCUCUGGUAUGUCGGCGUGGUAGGAUUUGGAGAUGCUCCGCCUAUUGGAGCGGUGAUACAUCAACACUAA
Clonostachys byssicola is the source of this 1857-nucleotide messenger RNA. The record is from the annotation of a GenBank genome assembly. NCBI's taxonomy places the organism in Eukaryota, Fungi, Ascomycota, Sordariomycetes, Hypocreales, Bionectriaceae.